AUGCCCAGUUUACCUUUACUCAGAGCCUCGGACGUUGCCAGCCACAACACUGCCAAUGACUGUUGGGUCUCGUUGUACCACCGAAAGGUGUACAAUGUUACGCCAUUCUUGAACGAACAUCCUGGUGGUGCGCAACUAAUUCUCGACCACGCCGGGAAAGAUAUCACUGGGAUAAUGGCCGACAUGACGUCGCACGAGCAUUCGGAAUCAGCGUACGAUAUCAUGGAUGACGCCUAUCUAGUCGGCUACGUUGCUACCAAAUAUGAAGAGGAAGAACUCCUUAAUAAUCGAUACGGUAAACCAGUCGAGGUGACCAUCAACGAGGGAACAGAAGAUGUCUACAAUUUCCACGACGAGUUGCCUCCGGAAACGGUCAUGUCCAUCAAGACAGACUUUGAAGAAGAUCACGUUAAACAUAAGUUCUUGGACUUGAAUAAACCCUUGUUGAUGCAAGUGUUGUGUGCUGAUUGGACCAGAGAGUUCUACAUCGACCAGGUCCAUAGACCAAGACAUUACGGUAAAGGAUCAGCUCCCUUAUUCGGUAACUUUUUAGAACCAAUAUCGUUGACCCCCUGGUGGGUUGUGCCAUUGAUUUGGUUGCCUCCUAACCUUUAUUUGACUUGGAUGGGAGCCUCUCAAUUACCUUGGUUAACCAGUUUUAGUUAUUGGUGUUUGGGUCUCUUUAUAUGGACAUUGGUGGAAUAUUCUUUACACCGGUUCCUCUUCCAUUUAGAUGAUAAUUUACCAGAACAUAACGCCUUCUUUGCCUUACACUUUUUAUUACAUGGUGUUCAUCAUUACUUACCUAUGGAUGGUUAUAGAUUGGUGUUGCCUCCAACGUUGUUUGUGGUGUUGGCUUAUCCCUUCUACAAGUUGGUGUUCGGUCUCUUACCUUUCCAUAUUGCUUGUGUUGGGUUCGCUGGUGGGACCUUGGGCUAUAUAUGUUAUGAUGUUUGCCAUUAUAUCUUCCACCAUACCAAAUUGCCUGAGUUCUUACAAAAACAGAAAACUAUCCAUUUAGAACAUCACUAUAAGAAUUAUCAGCUUGGGUUCGGAGUCACUUCUCAAUUCUGGGAUGUUGUCUUUGGUACCACCAUCACUCAAACCUUUCAAAAGAACAAUUAA
Molecule: messenger RNA, 1125 nt
Organism: Lizanozyma spartinae
Lineage: Eukaryota; Fungi; Ascomycota; Pichiomycetes; Serinales; Debaryomycetaceae
Gene: SCS7
Product: fatty acid alpha-hydroxylase
Exons: 1
Coding region: 1-1125 (374 amino acids)
Biological process (GO): lipid biosynthetic process; fatty acid metabolic process
Cellular component (GO): membrane; endoplasmic reticulum
Molecular function (GO): fatty acid 2-hydroxylase activity; iron ion binding; heme binding
Source: RefSeq, a predicted model, not a curated record